AGUGUAUGUGUGUAUGCAACUAUCCUUGCGUCGUAGAUGUUUUUUUUAUUAAACAAAACAAAAGAAAAGAAAAAAAAAAGAAUGGAAAUUAUCAGAAUUGUUUCAGCUUUCGUAUUAGCCAGUGUCUGUACCAGUAUUCGUGCACAAAUUGACGGUAGUGACUAUGAAAACUGUAUUGUGGUGAGUUCUUUGAUGCAAAACAUAUUUUCACAACGUAACGUGCACCUUAACUUUAUCCCAGGGACGUUGUACGACGCAAAAGGUAAUAUAAGCAGUGCAACUUUAGGGCUCAACAAUUUCAAAACUAGGAUCCUGAGUCUCGAUCCAGACUACAUUAGGAAGCGUCUGUAUAUCUUUGAUUCAAAUACAGCCGCCAUUUAUGCUAUAAAUAAUUUUGACUGGGUGAGCAGUUUUACAAAUAUGACAGUCACAGUGAUUCAUGAUGGACUGUCGCGUUACACAGCUAGAAUUGCAGUUGACUGGGUCUCGAACAAUAUAUACUGGACCGAUCCUUUGUUUGGGUGGAUAGUUGUCCAGUCUGGAAGCAAGACCAACACGUACAAGAUUCUGAUACAGGACGCUCUAGAAAAGCCGUAUGCGCUGGCGGUGGACCCUGUUCAUAAAUACAUCUUCUGGAGUGAUGUUGGGUCAACCCAAAAGAUAGAACGGGCGACAUUAUCAGGGGACGACAGACGGGCAAUUAUUUCGACUGGGUUGGCAUUCCCAACAAGUAUUGCUGUAGACUAUAGUUCAGAGAAGAUAGUUUGGGUGGAUUCAAAUCGAGAUUCGAUAGAAACAGCUUAUUUCGAUGGAACUGGGCGCAUGGUUAUACGCAGAUUGUCACAUUAUGAGUUCUACGAUGUCGCCGUUUUUCGGGAUCUGGUCAGUGUAACAGACUUGAAGAACGGAACAUUGGUUAUAAUCAACAAAAAUACAGGCGACAUAUUUAACACGCUUAGAAAGACAAAUGGCGAACCCUUUGUGGCAGUGGCUUUGUACGGUGCAGACGUGCAACCAAGUCAAGAGGAUAGCUGCAAAAGUAGUGCGUGUAGUGAUCUAUGUGUAAACGGUAACGAAGGCCCAAAAUGUCUGUGUACGGAGGGUUACAGCUUAACUGCAGAUGAGUUAACGUGCGUAGAGGAUCUGGGUAAGUUUCACCGAGCACUCAUGUGGUCCAAUAGAAGCGCCAUUUGUAUGACUGAUAUUAGAAGCCUAACAUCAAAUGGGCACACAGACUCGGCAAGCUGUUUCUUCAGUGGUGGAACAGACAUAUCUCACUUUGAUAUAGAUAUGAUAGAACGAAAAGUGAUUUUCGCCGACGGCACUGAUAUAUUCAGUGCAAAUAUUGGACAGAAUCCAGUAAAACAGAGAUUGUUGUCAGCCACAGGAGAAAUAACAGGGCUUGCGGUUGACUGGCGAGAUCAAAACGUAUAUUGGAGUAUGGGGACAACAGAUGGUGAAAUUAACCUUAUAUCUCAGACAACAUUAGAGGACUAUACCCUGAUCGAUGCAGACCUACAAUACCCUAAAUAUCUUAAUAUCAUUCCAUUGAACAAUAUGAUGUUGUGGAUUUCUGGGUCAACUGGCGCAUACAAAGUUGAGAAAUCAGAGCUAGAUGGUUCAGACCGAGUAGUUCUUAUCUCUAGUGGAGCUCUUAUAAAUCCAAAAGGACUUACUGCGGAUUUUGCGACAAAUGUACUUUAUUUCAUCGAUGGCGGAUACGUAAAAAGUUUUGAUAUGGACAGUAAAGUGUUGACAACAUUAACACCAGAAUCGCCUUUAAAUUCACCGCAGAUGGUGCUUAUCUAUAAGAAUUAUCUAGUAGUGGCCGACAGCUCUUACCCUUCUGGUGUUAUCAAAACUUAUGAGAAGAAAUCAGAACCUGUUUUAAAAUUCCAACUCACAACUAUAAAUGUAGACAGUAUGACGGAUAUGAAUAUUUUAGAUGCUUACCUACAACCAGAUAUUAAAGGUCCAUGUGAUACUUUGAAUGGUGACUGCGAACAAAUCUGUAUUCCGAUUGGCCAGAAUAGAAUAUGUCAGUGUGAAUAUGGUUUCCAGCUCGACUCAAACAGGGAAUCAUGCUCGUCAUCUCCUGUUACCGACAACUUCCUUCUGGUUACUGACUGGACACACAACAAAAUCUACCAGAUUUCAUUGGCUAGCGAUGACGUCAGAGCUGUCGAUACUGAAACAUACGGCAGUCCUAUUGGUGUGGCUUACAAUCACAUGACACAACAAUUGAUGUGGAGUACAAACAAGUACAUUCAUAGACUCAAUUUAAAUGGGACUGGAUACAAAGUUAUUCAAAAUACUGAGCUGAUUGGUUGUCAUGCUGACCGUUUGGUAAUUGAUUUCACAAGCGGUAAUAUCUACUACACGGCUAAUCGCGUUUCGCUUGGUGGAUUUAUCGGUAUUGGGGUCAUUUCACCCGAUGGUCUUCACAAACGACUUAUUACGUAUGGUAAUAAGCCAAGAGACAUUGUUCUCGACUCCGAAGAUGGAUUUCUGUUUUGGACAGACCACGGUCAGUCACCCUCUUUCAUACAGAGAGCCAAUAUGGAUGGUUCGAAUAUCCGGACUAUUCGAAACAGUAAUCUUGUUUGGCCAAAUGGACUAGCUAUUGACGCAAAAGGAAACUUGCUGUAUGCAACUGAUGGGAGCACAGAUAUCAUAUACCGUUGUACCUAUUCUGGCGUAUGUACAACUUUUUACACGGACACUGGAGCCCAUCUAAUGGAUAUUAUUUUACUUGGCGAUUAUUUGUACUACACCGCAUGGAAUAGACCGUAUGUUGCUAGACUAAACAGAACAAGUCCAGGUAUAAUCACUAGGGUAGGAUAUAAACCGGAACUAGGACGGCUGGAUUCGUUAUCAGCAUAUAGUUCAACAAAAACUUCAACAACUGUUUCAGAUGCUUGUUUACCAAACAGUGGGCGUGGCCCAUGCAGUACUUUCUGUCUUCCGACACCCUCAGGUUACACAUGCUCAUGUGAAGACGGCUUUAACCUCCUUAGUGAUGGAAAAACUUGCGAAAAUGUUUCAGAUGCUUGUUUACCAAACAGUGGGCGUGGCCCAUGCAGUACCUUCUGUCUCCCGACACCCUUAGGGUACACAUGCUCAUGUGAAGACGGCUUAAACCUCCUUAGUGAUGGAAAAACUUGCGAAAAUGCAACACCGACGACAACGACAACCUCAUCAACGACACCGGCAAUACACACACACACGUCAACAAAAGGGACAGUGGGCGGAGCACUGAAAGAGCCUGGCGUUCCAGUGGCAGUUAUUGGAGGUGUUGCUGCAGGAUUUGUUGUACUCAUUGUCAUAAUAGUGGUUCUCGUCCUUGUGUUACUAAAAAGGAGAAACAAGACCUUGAGGGAGAACAACAGCAAUCAUCUGGUACAACAGCCGGAAACAACUACCCUCGCCGAUUUACCAUUCACAACCAACGCGUCGGGUAGGCCGGAUUCAACAUAUGACCUGAUUCGGUUCGAUGACCUUGAAAUACAAACGGAAACUACGACAGAAGAAAUAGACACAAGUGGCCGUAUGUCAGGGGACAGAAAUUUGCAAGAAGAAAAUGGAUACAUAACACCAAUAGAUAGAGAUCAAGCGGUUUCAGGUCAGACAGAGGUGACCAACCCGUUCUACACUGACAAUCUUGCAUUUUUAUGCCCCCGAAGGGAGGCAUAUAGUUUUUGAACCGUUUGUCAGUCU
This is a messenger RNA of Mercenaria mercenaria, 3717 nucleotides long. RefSeq names its product low-density lipoprotein receptor-related protein 4-like. Gene Ontology annotation, molecular function: calcium ion binding. The coding region runs from base 37 to 3702 and encodes 1221 amino acids. Lineage: Eukaryota; Metazoa; Mollusca; Bivalvia; Venerida; Veneridae. The transcript has 22 exons. The record is from RefSeq and is a predicted model, not a curated record.